Gregarina niphandrodes is the source of this 5736-nucleotide messenger RNA. RefSeq names its product E1-E2 ATPase. Gene Ontology annotation, molecular function: ATP hydrolysis activity; ATP binding; ATPase-coupled intramembrane lipid carrier activity. The coding region runs from base 1 to 5736 and encodes 1911 amino acids. Gene Ontology annotation, biological process: phospholipid translocation. Gene Ontology annotation, cellular component: plasma membrane. The transcript has 2 exons. Lineage: Eukaryota; Apicomplexa; Conoidasida; Eugregarinorida; Gregarinidae. The record is from RefSeq and is a predicted model, not a curated record.
AUGUGGUUGGAGACAAAGUGGGAGAACAUCACGGUGGGCGACAUUGUACGAGUAGAGGCGGAUCAAGUGUUUCCAGCAGACUUGAUAAUGUUGACGUGUUCGGACGACUACGGAAUAGCGUACGUGAAUACGGUGCAGUUGGACGGCGAGACGAAUAUGAAGACAAAGACUGCGGUGCCUUCAUUGCACGAGGCAUAUGGAAAGAGAAUAGCUGACUUGGCGAAUUCUAAGUUCGAGUUAUCUUACGGACCACCUACGUCCAAGUUGUACAAUUACAAUGGCGUAAUGAAGGUGCGAGAUGGAUGCUACCAGUUCGACGUGGAGAACAAACGAUUGAAGGCAUCGUUGUCGAAGAAGCGUUCGAUUUUCGGUCAUGACGGGACGGCUCCAAGUGCAGGGACAGAUGUUGGAGGGCACUCGGCGCCGUCGGACUCCCGUGCCUCGUUGAGCGGACAAGAAUAUCCGAUUUCGCUAACACAGUUCAUGUGGCGAGGUGCUACCUUGGUAAAUACGGCUUGGAUCGCUGGUAUCGUGGUCUACCCGGGUCAUUAUACUCGUAUAUACCAAAACACCCGUGAGCGCACCCCCAAGACUAGUGGACUGCUUAAGAGCUAUAACCUGGACGCAGUCGUGCUCUUCCUGGCUGAAGUAAUUCUAUGCAUCGUCGCCGCUGGUAUGUAUGCCCUGGAUGUCUCGCGUAAACAGUCCGACAGUUGGUAUCUUGCACCAGGCAGCGCUAAAGAAUUAAGUGGGGGACUAGAUGGCGGGUUCGUUGCGUUCGCAGUUUCUUUCGGUCGCUACGCCUUGUUACUGAGCUACUUCAUUCCUAUCACACUCUUCGUCCAAGUAGAAAUCUGCCGCUGGUUCGAAGGCUUCUUUAUCAACGCCGACCAACAUGCAUACUCUGUACCUGGUGACUGCCAUCCUAACGUCAGCACCAUGGGCGUCCUCGAAGACCUGGGCAAUAUCACCCACGUUUUCAGUGACAAGACAGGGACACUCACGCAGAACCUUAUGCAACUGCGUGCUUGCCGUAUUGGCUCUCAACAGUUCUAUGAAACACCUCCCGAGCCAGGAUCUGGUUUAGGCUCCGGAUUGGACACCGAUAGAGACCCGGCCAAUGACGCUGAAUUCUCCAAAGGCGGUCUUCGACACGGAACGGGUAGGGAACGUGAGGUCGAGGAAGUAUAUUUGCGGAAACUGCAAGCCCUCGCCACCGACAAUGCUGCACAGGGCAAACGCAUCCCUGAUGUCCAAACUAGCCCGAAUCCUUUUGUUUGUUUUGAUGCAGCAUCCGUGCGCACACGUGUGCUCCAAGAAGACCCCGCCAAUACCGAUACCGCGCGCACAUUCUUCCUCAUCCUCUCACUCUGCCAUAGUGUACUCCCCAAGGCUGAUGCAACCACCGUCACCACCGCCGAGACCAACUCCAACUAUGUCUCCAACGCUAACUCUCACCAGGACUCCGAAGACAGCGCGGAUCAAGGAGACGGGGACGGAGAGGAGGAGGAAGACGAAGACGAGGACUCAGACCUUAGUGCGGACGACCUUGGUGGUGAUCGCGCACGUGACCCCGCUAAUGACCACGGUCACCUUGGAAGUAGUGGUCACCCUGGGAGUGGCCUUGGUAGCGGGGGGAGUGGUCUGGAUGGCGGGCUCGAGAAGGACGGCGGCAGUCUCGAGAAAAAUAGCGCGAGGCCGAGUCCGAAGUUGUCACCACAGCAACAUGAUACCCCCUUCGAACCGAAACGGCUGGACGCGGAACUUUCGCAAAAGACUGCUUUGUCGACUAGCUUGUCCUUCGAAGAUUCAUCGCUACAUGGCUCCGUCCUGAACGCAGAUCUCGGCGCCGGCUUGCGUCCCCGGGAUCGUGUCUUCAGCUGUUCCUCAGGCUCCGAUGAUGCCAAGGACGACGACGCCGAGGAGGAGGACGACGAAGACAGUAUAGACCUCCUGCACUCCCACCUUGCCGAGCCUUUCUACCCCAACUCUACCCCGCUGUGCCCCAUCCAGGACCAAUACCUUACCCAGGAACAGUACCCCACCCAACUGUACCCCGCCUCUAUGUAUCCUGCGCCCACCGUUCUGGGGAGCGCAGAGCGAGAACCCCGUUAUUCCGUCCGGAGUUUUGUUACAAGCAGCGAAGCCUUCACGCCAUCCAGCGUCCUCGUCCCGAGCCUGUCCUGCGCCGCCCGAGAACCCAGUACAGUCCGGGAGUCCGGCACGGUCCGGGAGUCCGGCACGGUCCGGGAGUCCGGCACGGUCCGGGAGUCCGGCACGGUCCAGGAGUCCGGCACGGUCCAGGAGUCCGGCACGGUCAUCGUCCAGAAUUCCCGGGUAAUGCCGGUGGCGACGGUCGCUGGUCCCGCGGUCUCUGCCCCCGUCGUCGGCGGCACAAGACCGGUGGCGGAAUCUCGGUCGAGCGGCAGUUCCGGACGCGACUCGGGUAGCAUCAUAAAGCGCACUUCCGAUGACAAAGUCGUGAUCGACUUCAACUACUUCGAUCCACUACCUUCGAAACUCAGUCGGCGAUCACGACACUCGGGUUCAGGCGGAAUCGCCACCCACGAUCUCGAAGCAGGAGGUGUCCAGGACACCUCCUGCAUCAACCGGUUGCGUCAGUCCUGUUGGCGCGCACAUGCACACUCCCCCCGCAACUCCAACUGGCGCCGUCCCACUGGCUCGCGAACUGCCUCGCACUCAGGUGGUCACGAUUCCGCCAGGCCGGGUCAUGGCGGGUCGGGUUCGACUAACGGUCCGACGUCGGCGGCAGGUUGGGAGUUGGAUCCAUACGACCAAGCUUCAGAGGCGGGGUCAGCAACGGCGGGGUCGGGGUAUAAGGAACGGUACCGACGGCGGCGGAGUGGUGUAUUACGUUUAAGGGACAUGCGUGCGGUACGGACGCCGCCGAUGUUUGCGGCGGAUGCGGCGCUGCAUGGGGCCGAACCGUCAGGCGCGGACGCGGCGGAAUUGGCGUUGGUUCAUUGGCCGGAUUCGUUGGCAACGCCGUACGACGCGUCUUCGCCGGACGAGUUGGCCUUAGUUUCAGGUGCGAAGCAUCUGGGUGUAGAAUUCCUGCGUCGUCCGGAUCUAAACACGAUCCAAAUUGGAUUGCUUAACGAGAACGCAGAAAAGAUUGUGUUAGAUAGCAAUGAUCGCGACUGGGUCGCUACCCGCCGCGCGGCGGCCGGGUCCGCCGCCCCGGCGGAGGACUUAGUACCGGGAUUAGUGUUCCCGGUGCACGAGGUAUUGGACUUUGACAAUUUCCGGAAACGAAUGAGUGUCAUCGUGACGGAUCGGGACGGUCAGCUCAAGUUGCUAAGUAAAGGCGCCGACUCGGCCAUGCUCAAGGCGGCGGCUGCCGGUCAGGAGGCGAGCCUGGGCGAGUUGUCUGACUCGCUUUCGCAGUUUGCGCGCGAAGGUUUGCGCACACUCGUGCUCGGUUACCGUGUUGUGCCCGCGGCGGAGCUAAAGAGCUUCCAAACCAAGCUGGGCCGACUGCGGGCGAGCGGUGCCGAUGACGUGGAGUUGUACGCCCAGUUGUAUGAAGAGAUUGAACGCGACUUGAUCCUGGUUGGCUGCACGGCGAUCGACGAUCGGUUGCAAGACGCCGUACCGGAGACGAUCGAAGCGCUCAAAGAUGCAGGGAUCCGACUCUGGGUCCUAACGGGCGACAAGGUGGAAACCGCUAUCAGUAUCGGUUUCAGCUGCAAUCUCUUGAGUGACGAUACUUACAACGCCAUCAUCGAUGGCGAAUCCAAGGAAGCUGUGCAAAAACAAAUGUAUGAGUACAUGGCCUUCGUCGUCGCCGGACAACUAGCCAAGGAAAGCUUCGACCGCAUCGUCGUCCAACAACAAUUAGAAACCACGGACUCCUCACCUACCGCAGAGUCCACCGCCGGCCGUGCUAGCCGCUGCGGCGCCUGCGGCUCCGGCUGCUUCACCGUCAAGUGCUGCAAAGGCCAAAAAACCGAACGCGAACGCAGACGACAACAGAAACCCGCUCGCAAGGAAACCAUGGACGUCCAGGACUUCAUCAAGGUCGUCUCCUUCAACGCCAAGCAUACCAAAGUACUCGCACCCGUUGACGGAAAAACUGAACCAAAGGCACUCUCGCCCGAGGAACUCGAGCGAUUAAUCCAACUCUACGUCGGAGCCUUCGAACCCCACGAAGAAAAGGGACCCUUCGGACUCAUCGGCGACCUCAUCGGACCGAAAAAGGCGCAGGCCUCACCGCUUCAGAGUUCACGCGCAGUGGACAGUGCUCUCGCUACCGCCUCGCAGGCGGCCGCCGCCGGCGGCGGCGCCGCCGGCGCAGCCGGGGCCGGAGGGGGUCCCGAAGGUGCAGGGGAUGUGGAGCGGUUCAAGUCGGUUGCAAUAACGGUGACGGGGGACGCCUUGUCGAUUGCAUUGGCGGACGACGAGAUCAAGAGUUACUUCUUUGGGUUGGCGUAUUUAUGUUCAACAGUGAUUGCGUGUCGAGUAACGCCAAAACAGAAGGCUGAAGUGGUGCGACAAUGUGCGCGGAUGACCCCUGCGAAGAACUUUACAUCGCUAGCGAUUGGAGAUGGCGCGAACGAUGUGGGAAUGAUCUUGACGGCGGAUGUGGGCGUUGGUAUUUUCGGUAAGGAAGGUAGUCAGGCUGCAGGAAGUGCCGACAUAUCAGUUGGUGAGUUCAAGAUUUUGCGUAAUCUAUUAUUUGUGCACGGACAUCAAAUUCUUCGUCGUCAUUCUACGAUGGUAUACCAGACCAUCUUUAAGAAUGUAUUGUUCGCAAUAUGUUGUUUCAUUGCUGGAUGCUUCUGUGGUUUCUCUGCAGCUGAUCCAUACGACAGUUACAUGAAGCAGUUGUUUAACUUGAUCUAUACGCCAUGGUGUAUAAUGUCUGCGGCGGUGUUCGAUCGACAUUUACCGUAUGAUCUAUUGGCUCGAUGCGGUUGUCUGUAUCCUGUGAAUACACAUCCGCAUGGAGAUGCUUACUUUGGUUUCAAGCGUUUCUGUGAGUGGUUCUUCUUUGCACUUGCGGCUGGAGUGAUUAUCUGUUUGGUACCAGUGUACGCACUACAAUGGGGUGCUAGUAUCUCCCCUGAGGGUCAGUCGGAUGUGCUGGAUUGGCACAGUUAUGGCCAAUCCGUGUUUACAUUAGUUGUGCUCGUGGCAGUGAUGUGCACUGUGCCUUACACUGCUACCGUAUUCUGGUUCACUAUUCUCGCUUGGAUUUUGAGCAUAGGAAGCACCUAUCUCUCGUGGCUUAUUCUAUCCCUCUGGAGCUCCUCCAAUUUAAACGCAACCUUCGCCGGUGUCUUCUCAACUCCCAUGUUCCACUUCAUCAUGUUCCUCGCUCUACUCAUACCCGUUGCAGCACUCUACCUACAUUGGAAGUAUAAAGUACUCUUCCAUCCAGAACCUGAUACCGUCGUACGGGAAAGACUGAAAAAAGGAGUUUUCGACGUUAUCGUUGCACCCAGCCGAAGAGGUGACCAAAAUGUUGUAGUCCCACGAACACAUCAAAAAGACCAAUGGAAGGGCUUCGCCUAUGCACCAUCCGAUACACGAUACUCCUUACAACGACGGUCCAUGUCACAAACUAACGUACUUCAUGACAAAACUCGCCUCGCAUCCAAACUACCCAGCGUCAUCGAAGACAGCGAUGAAGAACGCGCCACCGCCCAAAGAGCCGCCGCCCGUCGUGGCCCAAGAAAAGAUACAACCUUCGGCGGCCUACUCAACAACUAA